AUGGGUGAGCCGCUGCGCCAGCGGGGCGCUUACUCCCAGCAGCGGGAUGAAAUCUGCAAUGCCUUCGAGGGAGUCGUGCUGUGGCUCCUGCGGCUUCAGAACAUCUUUUACUUCUCCCAAUCCACUUUUAACCUGGCCCUCACCAUCUUCAGCCGCCUCCUGAUUUCAGUGAAGGUAAAAGAGAAAUACCUACAUUGCGCCACAAUUACUUCCUUGAGGCUUGCUGCAAAAGUUAAUGAAGAACAGGAGUUUAUUCCACAAGUAAAAGACUUCAUAAAGCACUAUGGCUCUGACUAUUCCCCGAAUGAGCUGCUAAGGAUGGAGCUGGCUAUUCUGGACAGACUGCACUGGGACCUCUAUAUUGGGACGCCGCUGGACUUCUUGACUAUAGUGAGUAAGGAGGCGUUUACAGAGUCUACCCUAAACUCAUUUGUGCCUUUGGAACAGCUGUUUACAACAUAGGACGGCAAAGCACAGGCGUGCACACGCCCUUGCACAUGCACCACAGUGAGGUGACCCACAAGGCUCACGACGUACGGGAGAGUGAAAAGGUAUCUUAAAUCCAACACAGUUCCACCAGACUCCCACUUCUAAAGGACAUUAAAUUAACUUUACAAAGAUUUUUAGACGGCACUAUUAUGGUGAGUUUCUCUUUUAAAUACACACUGCAAAAAUAUUUAACUUUCCAUUCUAUGAAUACUGUACAUAAAUAUCUGUCUGCUUUUGCUACACUUUACACACAUUCACUUAGCUGUCUUUAUUUACCUACACACAAUCCUUAUUGAGGCUUUAGACCAUAUUGAUCUGGCACUUAAAAAAAUAUCAUACAUUAGUUUGUAUUUGUUUUAGUUGGGGGAAUGAUGGUCAUCCUUAAGGAUAUGAUUCUGUUAGUAAGGCAAAUUAUGCAAUGUGGAAAUCUCAUGGGGUUUUGGUUUGUUAUGAAGCAUGAAGAUUAAAUUACUAAGGGCUGUUUCAUGAAAACUGGCCACUGUUGCCAAGUUGCAGAGUUUCUUAUGAUAAGCAGAUACAAGUAACUUUUCUGCUA
Molecule: messenger RNA, 1045 nt
Organism: Cercocebus atys (sooty mangabey)
Lineage: Eukaryota; Metazoa; Chordata; Mammalia; Primates; Cercopithecidae
Product: cyclin-I2-like
Exons: 4
Coding region: 1-462 (153 amino acids)
Biological process (GO): regulation of cyclin-dependent protein serine/threonine kinase activity; mitotic cell cycle phase transition
Cellular component (GO): cyclin-dependent protein kinase holoenzyme complex; nucleus; cytoplasm
Molecular function (GO): cyclin-dependent protein serine/threonine kinase regulator activity
Source: RefSeq, a predicted model, not a curated record